CGCACCACGACAGGGAGCGCCCGCUCACCGGACAUCUCACCGGACAGCUCACCGGACAGCUCACUGGACAGCGGCAGGCAUGCGGUCCACGCCGCAGCUGGUCACCCUGCUGACAAUCUGCUGCUCGUCCGCCCUGUCGGCGCUGGUGCCGCACGUGACAAAUCAGGAAGAGAAUGUGGUUCUGGAGGACGACGAUUCCAUCCUGUCGCCGCUGAAGCCGUUUCACGUCAUUCAUGAGUGCAUAAACACAACGUCAGUCGAUGGAGUGUUCUACAUCAAGUCCCCAGGCCGGGAAGAGACGUGCGGUCUCUACCUAUUUUCGGCUGUCAAUACCGUUAUCGAAAUCGAGCUAGAAUAUGUCAACGUGCCCUGCCAUACGGGCGGCCUCAUUGCGCUGGUGGACGGCUGGGAGAUGAACGGCCAGCUCUUCCCGGGCCCAGCGGACCACCCGCUGCCGGUGCGCGAGCGGUACCUGGAGCACUGCGGUACCACGACCACCCUGCAGCCGGUGCGCAGCGCGCAGAACGCCGCCCUGCUGCAGUACCGCCUUCCGGUCGCCGGCUCGGCCAUCUCCCUCCGCGUCCGCCACCUGCCCAACCCAGCACCCUGCAGUCAGCUGGUGGAGGGCUCGGAGAUCUUCACCCUGCGCAGUGUCGGCCGGCGCAACAACUGCACCCUGCUCAGCCUGAACCCGGUGGAGUUCCGGGUGCUCUCCUACCGCGUCGGCGUGCCACCCCCAGGCAUUAUGCCCGAGGCGCUCACUGGACCCCUCCUCAAGUGCGACCAGCGUGCCUGGCAGGACCUGGUGGAGGUGGGGGAGGCCGCUGGACUGGACGCGACCCUGUCGUUGGUAACCACUCGUCUCUGCGGCCGCAGUUUGACCCCAGGACCCAUUCAAAACACCUGCAGCGGCAUGUUCGUGACGAGACUGAUCUCUAGCGGCUUUUUCAACAACGUGGUCAACGUCAAAGCCAGGCUGCUUACCACCGAGGAAAUGAUUACGCGCUGUUUUAGCCAGUACGACAUCCCGCAGGAUUUAGGUGACGCACUCGAAGAUUACGGCUGGUAAACGCGGCCAUGCAUCGAACAGCUGUGUAAUAUUAACCUUCAGUGAUUGGCUCGAUCAAGUCAUGAAAUACAAUCCUGGUGUACA
Pollicipes pollicipes is the source of this 1153-nucleotide messenger RNA. Its product is annotated as corticotropin-releasing factor-binding protein. Bases 80 to 1069 code for a protein of 329 amino acids. Gene Ontology annotation, molecular function: corticotropin-releasing hormone binding. The record is from RefSeq and is a predicted model, not a curated record. The transcript is spliced from 8 exons. Gene Ontology annotation, biological process: negative regulation of corticotropin-releasing hormone receptor activity; negative regulation of corticotropin secretion; hormone-mediated signaling pathway. Lineage: Eukaryota; Metazoa; Arthropoda; Thecostraca; Pollicipedomorpha; Pollicipedidae.